Messenger RNA from Closterium sp. Naga37s-1, 1290 nucleotides. The record is from the annotation of a GenBank genome assembly. NCBI's taxonomy places the organism in Eukaryota, Viridiplantae, Streptophyta, Zygnematophyceae, Desmidiales, Closteriaceae.
AUGGCUCGUAAGCGUAAGGGGCAGGCCCUUAACGACUGCCCCUCGGAUCUAAACGACAUUCCGUACAUCCGCUGGAUGAACCAGCAGAUCGCCAACGAUCGCCAUUCUAGGGGAUUAUCCGCGCCGCCCGUGCUUGACGGCCAGGGAUCCACUGCACAGUCGCCCACAGCGGCCCCGUCACGUGUGCGCCGUCAGCCUGCAAGGACGGCAGCAACGCACCGGCCAGUCGUGGAGCAAUACGACGACGACCCUGACGACGACGACCGCGAAGAAGGGGGUGACUCCGAUGACGAGGUGGAGGAGCCCGAAGACCAGGGAAUGUCGCCCAGCGACGAAGACGAAGACGACGACGACGAUGAGGAUGCCGAGGAGGACGUCCCGGAGGAAGCACAGCCUGUCGCUCAGCCGCUGAAACGGAGCGCCGCACGCAAACAAGGGUAUGGCAAGGGCAAAGGCAAGGCUGCGCAACCUGCAGCGCACCCGGAGCCGCGGAAGAAACGGGCGGCAGCACCUGUCGAGCGCGGCUUAUGGUCUGACAAGGAGAGCACCAUUUUCGCCGCGGCGAAUUGGUUCAUGAAAGAUGAGCUCGAGCCACUCAAAGGGAAACAGGGGACGCAAUACUGGGCCCGGCUGCUUGCACACAUCAAGGAGUCGAAUCCCGGAUGGUGCAGGGGAAUUAACGCACUGCAGAAGCAGUGGCGUAACUUGACGCUCCUUUGGCGGGAGUACAAGCGUGCCGACGGGGGGUCGGGCAACGGCUCGGUGGAGAAACCACUAUGGUAUCCGUACCUGGAGCUGCACAACCAAGACACCGCCGCAGCCGCACCGCAUGCGGUGGUCGGUGGCGGCGCGACCAACGUCAACGUGCCGGCCGGCAUGGAGGUUCCAAUUUCGUCCCAGCCAGGCACGUCAACGCCAUGUUUUACGGCUCCGCCGCCGACGAACACUGCCACACCCAAGCGCGCCCGGGUGCAUAAGACGGCUACCAUGCAAGCGGCGAAGUUGGUGUCCGACACCAUCAAGGACUGCCACGGUGAUGCGAUGAGAGUCGUUGAAGGCCUCGUCCGAGAAUGGAUGGCGCAAGACCUGCGACUUGCCCGCGAGCGCAUGACUGAAUCGGCUCCCCCGGAUGUGCACCGUGCGCCGCCGGAUUUCUCCCCUCCACCGCCACGCGGGGAGUCCGCGCCACCCCCCGAAGCUGCACAGCCGCGGGAAGAUGUGGGCGACGUCAACACCGUCACUCCGGCUGAUGAGGAUGUGGAGAUAUGGGUGCGCGGCGCCGACGAUUAG